Molecule: messenger RNA, 2037 nt
Organism: Rattus rattus (black rat)
Lineage: Eukaryota; Metazoa; Chordata; Mammalia; Rodentia; Muridae
Gene: Catsper1
Product: cation channel sperm associated 1
Exons: 12
Coding region: 1-2037 (678 amino acids)
Biological process (GO): flagellated sperm motility; spermatogenesis; transmembrane transport
Cellular component (GO): CatSper complex; membrane
Molecular function (GO): voltage-gated calcium channel activity; calcium-activated cation channel activity
Source: RefSeq, a predicted model, not a curated record
AUGGAUCAACCUUCAAGGACAGACGAGUCUUACUAUGAGACACACUCUGGUAGCUUGGAUCCAAGCCAUCACUUCCACCCACCAUCCUCCUACCCCUAUCCCCACCCCACACUGUAUAGGCCAAGCCACGGUGGAGUCCUUCAUCAUGAGUCUCCUCAACAUGGGGUGUCCCCACAUCCAUCCCAACAGCAUGCUGGAUUCCAUCAACAAAAUGAAUCCCAGCAUUUGCGUGGAUCAGACUUCCAUGAUAGUGCUUUCCCCCAUCAUCCCUAUCAUCAGGACAGGGCCCACUUCUCCACAUCACCUACUAAUGUCCCUCACACUUACGGCGGACCUCAUCCCCUCGCUGAGUCUCAGCACUCUGGUGGACCCCAAGAUGGAUCUCAUAUUGAAUCCUAUCAUUCCCACCAAGGUAACCCCCAUAAACCCAGUGAAGCUUUGUCCUAUCCCUCCUCUAUUGGCAGUCACCAAGGGAAAAACCAUCACCACUAUGAGAGGCCUCAAUAUCUUGACCCUCGCCAGAGCAACAGGCAGUCUGAACUUUCAGACAACCUUUCCCAUCGCUCUGGUGAGGAGUACCAAAACCAGGAAAGAUCUGGUCUCCAAGCCGGUCAGCAACAGGAGGGCCAGCGAGCCAGCUCUAAACGUGGUGAGCAUCGACGCCGGCAUGGAGAUCAUUUGAAGCACAAAGACCGUAUUCGCCAUCGCCGCCCAAGUGCUUCCCAGAUGUCACACAAGUCCCACAGCACAGUUGCCACCUCUCCUUCUCCUAUGGGAUCCAAGAGCUUAGCCAGUAUGCCUCGGUCUCACUUGGGAGUUCGAUCUUAUGUUUCCAGCCAAGUUCAUUCCGGGGAUAGCUUGAAAGAAUCAGUCUCUUGGAGCGAUGAGGACCAUGUUCAGAAACGCAAAAAGGCCCAGAGGACCCACAAGAAGGCACACUCUGGGAAUGUCUUCCAUUUGAUAUGGGAAAAAAUAAGCCAACUCCUUUUGGGUCUCCAGCAAAUGUUAUUGACACUAACCCAGUCCCUGUGCUUUGAGACCUUUAUCUUCCUCGUGGUCUGCCUCAACACAAUCGUCCUUGUGGCCCAGACUUUCACUGAGCUAGAGAUCCGAGGUGAAUGGUACUUCAUGGUUUUGGACUCUAUUUUCCUGUCCAUCUAUGUGAUAGAAGCCAUCCUCAAGAUAAUUGCUCUGGGCAUGGAGUAUUUUUACGACCCAUGGAAUAAUCUGGACUUCUUCAUCAUGGUCAUGGCAGUGUUGGACUUUGUGCUCCUCCAGAUAAACUCGCUCUCCUAUUCAUUCUACAACCACAGCAUGUUCCGGAUUCUCAAAGUCUUCAAGAGCAUGCGGGCCCUGCGGGCCAUUCGGGUCCUUCGGAGGCUCAGCAUCCUGACCAGCCUCCACGAAGUGACCGGGACUCUGAGUGGAUCUCUGCCAUCCAUCACAGCUAUCCUCUCCCUCAUGUUUACCUGUCUCUUCCUCUUCUCUGUGGUGCUCCGGGCACUGUUUCAGGAGUCAGACCCCAAGCGCUUCAAUAACAUCUUUACCACUCUCUUCACCCUAUUCACCAUGCUCACCUUGGAUGACUGGUCCCUCAUCUACAUAGACAACAGGGCCCAAGGUGCCUGGUACAUCAUCCCCAUCCUCAUGAUUUACAUCAUUAUCCAGUACUUCAUCUUCCUCAACCUGGUGAUUGCUGUCCUGGUAGACAACUUCCAGAUGGCAUUGCUCAAAGGCCUAGAGAAAGUGAAGCAGGAGCAAGCUGCCCGGGUCCAUGAGAAGUUGCUGGACGACUCUUUGACAGAUCUCAACAAAGCAGACCCGGAUGCCCAAAUAACUGAGGAGACCUUGAAGACGCAGCUUAUUGAGAGAAUGUUUAGCAACAUGACAGAGAAGCAGCGGAAGCUCCACUUCCAGUUCCUGCAGUUGGUGGCAGCUGUGGAGCUGCAUCAGCAGAAGUUUCGCUCCCAAGCCUUUGUCAUCGAUGAGCUUGUGGACACUGCAUUUGAGGCUGGAGACGACGAUUUUGGGAAGUGA